AUGGCAACCGAGGACGAGGGAGCCAAGUCCGGCGUGGCUUACGCCAUCCGACAGGCCGGCCUGGGGUUGGGCCUGCUGCUGAUCGUGCUGGUGGCCUGGAUGACGGACGCCUCGAUCGUCAUGCUCAUCAGGGCCGGCAACCUGGCCGGCACCAGCACGUACCAGGACACGGUGAUGCGCGCGCUCGGCACGCCCGGCUACUAUGCGCUCACCUUCCUGCAGUUCACCUACCCGUUCGUCGCUCUGCUCAGCUACAACAUCAUCAUCGGAGACAACUUCACCAAGGUGUUGAUCCGGAUGACGGGCGUGCCGGCCGACAACUUGGUGGUGCGCCGCGAGUUCGUCAUCAUCGCUGCCACCCUGCUCAUCACCAUGCCGCUGUCGCUCUACAAGCAGAUCGGCAAACUGGCCAAGAUCUCUUUCGUCUCCUUCGUCAUGGUGCUGGUCGUCGUCGCCGCCAUGGUCUACCGCACUGUCACCAUGUGGGAGCAGGUGUGA
Messenger RNA from Pollicipes pollicipes, 498 nucleotides. RefSeq names its product putative sodium-coupled neutral amino acid transporter 11. Gene Ontology annotation, molecular function: L-amino acid transmembrane transporter activity. The transcript is spliced from 3 exons. Gene Ontology annotation, biological process: amino acid transmembrane transport. The record is from RefSeq and is a predicted model, not a curated record. Bases 1 to 498 code for a protein of 165 amino acids. NCBI's taxonomy places the organism in Eukaryota, Metazoa, Arthropoda, Thecostraca, Pollicipedomorpha, Pollicipedidae. Gene Ontology annotation, cellular component: membrane.